CUAGUAAAGAGGGGAGGGCUGAAGGAAGAGAUUGGGAAGGGAGAAGGCGAAGAAGAGCCGGGAGCCCUAGGGGAAGGGAGAUCCGAGACCAGGCGAAAGGGCGGAGCAGGGGGCGGGCCCCCGGCGGAGGGUGACAUAAAGCGACGGCACGAGCGGGCGGCCCCAGAACGAGCCGCGCUCCCAGCCCUCGCCUCCCUGCCGGUCGGCUCCCCGCGCCCCCUCCCCUCCUCUGCUCCGCGCAGUCUCUCCGUCUCCGGCAUGAAGGGCCCGGGGACGGUGCUCCGGGAGGGUGCGCUGGAGAAGCGCAGCGCCAGCCUGUUCCAGCUGUGGAAGAAGAAGCUGGUGGUGCUGAGCACCGACCGCCUGAGCCUGUUCCCCGACGGCCCGGCGGCGGCCCGGCGCGGCGCGCGGCCCAAGGAGCUGCGCUUCCACUCCAUCCUCAAGGUGGACUGCGUGGAGCGCACCGGCAAGCACGUCUACUUCACCAUCGUCACCCGGGACCGCAAGGAGAUCGACUUCCGCUGCCCGGACGCCAGCUGCUGGAACGCCUCCAUCACCAUGGCGCUCAUCGACUUCCAGAACCAGCGGGCCAUCGAGGACUUCAGGAGUCGCCAGGAGCUGGAGCGCGAGCGGGAGCGCGAGCAGGCGGGGCCGCCCGAGCUCCUCCUGGCCCGCGCGCCCUGAGCCGCACAGCCGUCGGCCCACCGAUGGACGGGCCCAGAGCCUACUUGCUGGACCUCGAUGGGGACCUUGUCUUGCACUGAAGGGCCCUCGGGAGCGCCCGCGACGGAAGAGGUGCUGAAGUCUGAGAGCCAGAUCUCCCCGCUGGCGGGGGGAGCCUCGCCCCGACGUCCCGGCUCGGCUGCCUUGGCCUCCGCCCGCCAAAGACUUCCCCGGCGGGCCUCGGAGCCGAGCGGCUGCCAGCCUCCGCUUAAGUUAUUGGUGCCCUCUAUGUAUCCGUGUCUAUGUAUGUGUGUGCGCGUGCGCGCUGCUAUUUAUUGCCAGGACCCUCGGCUUGGGUCCUUUUUUCACGCCUCCAUUCCAAAUAAACCACUUGAAAUGGGCCUUUUUUACUAG
Molecule: messenger RNA, 1077 nt
Organism: Monodelphis domestica (gray short-tailed opossum)
Lineage: Eukaryota; Metazoa; Chordata; Mammalia; Didelphimorphia; Didelphidae
Gene: PHLDA2
Product: pleckstrin homology like domain family A member 2
Biological process (GO): positive regulation of apoptotic process
Molecular function (GO): phosphatidylinositol phosphate binding
Source: RefSeq, a predicted model, not a curated record